Messenger RNA from Doryrhamphus excisus (bluestripe pipefish), 6027 nucleotides. RefSeq names its product BRISC and BRCA1 A complex member 2 (gene babam2). Gene Ontology annotation, biological process: double-strand break repair. Lineage: Eukaryota; Metazoa; Chordata; Actinopteri; Syngnathiformes; Syngnathidae. The record is from RefSeq and is a predicted model, not a curated record. Gene Ontology annotation, cellular component: BRCA1-A complex; BRISC complex.
UUUAGUUCAGGUGUGUGCUCCUUCCUUUGUUGGUUUCAUUGUUAUUUGUUUGCUUUGUUUGGCCUCUUGCCGUUUUUUUCUGCUUAUUUGCAAUCAUUUUUAAAAGAAAUACUCUUUAUCUGCAUUUUGGUGCCGCUCUCUACAUCUUGGGGUCGCAACGCAACGACCUACCUGCCGAACGUGACACUUACCACCUUCGAAUUAACUGCCAAGUGCAGGUGGGUGCCCUCAGGAAGAGCCGGCGAUCCCCCUCCAAUGCCAGAACAAAUGGAAAGUGAGCAAUAUGGGCAAGAGACAACAACCGCAACAUGCCGUGUGUCAAGACGUUGUGGUUUGGCCAUUGGCCAGUGCUGCCGAGAGAGCAAAAGGACCUGCGAUUCGUCAGGGUGGAUAAAAUGAACAACAUGUCUCCAGAAGUUGCACUGCACAGGAUCUCACCUGAGUUGCGGCCCCUGCUGAGCAGCGUGGUGCGGAAUGGCCGUGUGGGACUGGACUCCACAAAUUGCCUUCGUGUUACAGAUCUCAAAACUGGAUGUACAUCUUUGACCCCCGGUCCCUGCUGUGAUCGCUUCAAACUACACAUCCCGUAUGCUGGAGAAACCCUAAAAUGGGAUAUAAUAUUUAAUGCCCGCUAUCCAGAAUUGCCCCCAGAUUUCAUUUUUGGAGAGGAUGCUGAGUUUCUGCCUGAACCGACAGAAUUACCUCAUUUGGUCCGAUGGGAUUCAGGCAACCCAGACUGUUUGCUCCAGCUUGUCAAGGAACUUAUCCAACAGUACCACCACUACCAGUGCCAGCGUCUCCGUGAAAGCUCCAGGCUUCUCUUUGAGUAUGAUAGCCUCCUUGAGGAUCCUAACUAUGGACGCAAUAUGGAGAUUUAUGCUGGACACAAGAACAGCUGGACAGGAGAGUUUUCCGCUCGCUUUCUUCUCAAACUCCCAGUGGACUUCAGCAAUAUCCCUGUCUAUCUACUGAAGGAUACAGCACUGGACCCUGGAGAGGAUGUGGCCCUUCUGUCGGUGAGCUUUGAGGAUGCUGAGGCUACUCAAGUUUUCCCCAAACUUUACCUUUCCCCAAGUAUCGAACAUGCCCUGGGAGGCUCGUCUGCACUUCAUAUCCCAGCAUUCCCCAGUGGAGGAUGCUUGAUUGACUAUGUCCCACAAGUGUGCCAGUUGCUUACCAACAAGGUGCAGUAUGUCAUCCAAGGCUACCACAAGAGGCGGGAGUACAUUGCUGCAUUCCUCAGCCACUUUGGAAUGGGAGUGGUGGAGUAUGAUGCUGAGGGAUUUACAAAGCUUACUCUUCUACUCAUGUGGAAAGAUUUUUGCUUCCUAGUACACGUGGAUCUCCCAUUAUACUUUCCCAGAGACCAACCCACCCUCACGUUCCAGUCUGUAUACCACUUCACCAGCAGCGGGCAGCUUUAUUCUCAGGUGCAAAAGUCGUAUCCUUACAGCCCACGCUGGGACGGCAAUGAGAUGGCCAAGAGGGCAAAGGCUUACUUCAAGACCUUCAUUCCUCAGUUCCAAGAAGGAGCCUUUGCCAACGGGAAACUUUAGUGCCCUGCGGCUCCAGGGACAUGCCUGUGGUUAUGUGAAUGUGUUGGUACAUGCCAUCGCGUACCUGUGCAUGGGUACACACAGGCCAACAUGAUCCCUCAAGAAUUUACUAAGGAAUCACACAGAAUGUUAAACAAUAGAGUACAUUUGAACGGGACUAUUUUCCAGCAAAUGUCACUACACUUUUCCGUGUGUCUGCGUAAACCCCCGCAGUGAAUCACUCCAAGAAACUGUUGAAUCCUUACUCAGCAAACAUCACAUACUGUGCAAAAGCAUUCAUACAGUAUAGUACAAGUAUACUUCUACUACACACUAUGUAUCAUACUUUCUUAAGGUGAAGGCACUUGACUUGAUUUUGUCUUAAUUUCAGCAGUAAGCAAAAUAUUCCUUUCCUUUAAUUCAUCAAUAAAAUAAAGAUUUAAAAAAACACAACAGUUACUUUAUUACAAAUUACAAUGCAUUAGCAUUUUGUACUGAGUCAGACUAAAUUUUCAUGAGAAAAGGCACCACAGACGAAUGUGCGAAUUACUGUGCGUUUGCAGUCCAGCCUGAAACAUUGUGUACUUUAUAUACAAACACAUUCAUACAUUUUCUAACUUGUUUUAGAAUUUCAUCAUCGCUCUUUAAUAGAACUACUGUAAGAAGGACAUUUCUGCAAUAAGUUGUCCAAGCGCUGCAACACUACAGGUAAUACCAACAAAACUCUCUGUGACUGAUAACAAUGUACAGAUGACGCAGUAGCAUUGCAGGAUCAGGCUGAACUGGUUUUAGCUAGUUGUAAACAGUCAAGGGUCUGUGCUAUGAAGAACUAUAUAUGCUAUAUAUACGUAUGAAGUCUCACCUUCCAUGUGCUACAAUAACUAGUAUUUCUGGACUGCAGCAAAACUACAGAUAUGGUGAAUGGACAACAUUAUGACAAAUGUCCGAUAAUGCCAUGAUGCCUUUCAUUAUAAAGGAAGUGAAUAAACCAUAUUUUUAGUAGCUGCUGUUAUAAUGUCUAUAUAAUUAUGCUCAUUGGCCUUUUUUUUUUUUCAAGAGCCCCAGCAACAAAGCUGGUUAAUGUAGUUUAUUUGGACGCAUUGGCCAGUAGUGAUGGUAUGAGCGCACAACUUUGACCCUGAAUUGAUACCCGAAUACAAUGCAUUGUUCUAUUAUUGUUCAAUAAAAAAAGCAUAUUAUUUCCAAUUGUGUUGAGAUACAUGUACACGUGUCUCUCGCCCAAAGUCAGCUGGGAUAGGCUCCAGCAUACCCCUGCAACCCCAGUGAGGACAAGCUGCAUCGGAAAUGGAUGGAUUUCACUUUAUUUGGUUAUUUACAACGAUAAAACCAAAAUAAUAAGGUGUGUGUUUCCAUUCUUUUAUUGUGUUUAAAUAUUUUUUGCGGCCAUGUUCCGCCCCACCCAGAAGUCAGUACAAGAAACCUCUACCCUACAAUGCUCAAACGUUGCUAAAUUAAAAGCUACUUCGAAAACAGUUUUGCCGCUCUACUAAUUAUUUUUAAUUUAGUCCUCUUUCCCUUAUUACUGGCCCUUGACGACUUUGUGGCGACACAAAAAGGUUUGUCAGUUCAAAGCUAAAAAUGUGAUGAGUUUUGUAUUCUGUCCAGUGGUCAGUUGUUGCUCUUAUGUAAGGCAUUUCUUAUUAUUAAGAUCACUUUGUGAAUAUUGCCAAGUAGUUUUCUGUGUGUUUUAUCAGGCAACAUGGCAAACUCAACCUUUCCACCUUUAGGAAAAGUGGACAACUACCCACGGGCUCUGGCAGUGAUUCUUUUCAUGUCUCUGGUCGUAAUGAUCCAUCUGCUGAUCAGCCAGAAGACGCUUCCACCGACGGACAGAGCAACACUCACCGGUAAGUUAAAUAGUUUAUUUUGAUAUGUGGAUAGGUGGUUAGCAUGUUGGCCACACAGUCAGGAGAUCUAGGUUAGAUUCUCUACUUUGAUACCUCUGUGUGGAGUUUGCAUGCUCUUCCCAAGCGUGCGAUUCCUCCCACUUUCCAAAAGUUAGGUUAAUUGGCGACUCCAAAUUGUCCAUAGGUAUGAAUGUGAGUGUGAAUGGUUGUUUGUCUGUAUGUGCCCUGUGAUUGGCUGGCGACCAGUCCAGGGUGUACCCCGAUGAAGUCUCGCCGUCUCUGCACCAGUAUAAUCCGUGACCUUGGUGAGGGUCCAUUCUUCUCGUAAUGGGCAACUCGUAUUAACAUAAAAAACAAAAUUCCAAAGGCCUCACCAGCCGUGAACAUCACCACACGUCACUGGUGGUGAUCUCUGGUUCAAAUUGGAGCAUCUUUAUGUGGAGCUUGCAUCCCAAAAACAUGCAUAUUCGGUUAAAGGACCCUAAAUGAUCAAGGACCCUUAUGAGGUGUAGGGGUUUUUUUUUUGCAGUUGUAUGAGGGUGCACUUUGUACACCAUAGUUAAAUCAAACAUUAAACAUGCUUUAAAUGAGUGAGGGACUGUUCUUUUCAAGCCCUCAAGUGUAUUUGCUUAAUAAGGAGCCGCACCACAGAGGCUUUGUGUGUGUGCGCCACACUUCCAUGUACAACAUGCACGUGUAUGAGCGAGCCGGAGUGUACGCGCUCGCUUGUUUUCAUCAUUAAAUAUGAGGGUCAUAGUUAGGGGUCCUUGCUGUCCUGAGGCUCAGCCUUUUGCUAUAUUUAUUGUCGGUAAUGCAGCAACUGUCAAGUCUAAUUGAGAACUAUAGGCUGAAUGUUUCUGGGGCAUUUAAUAGCAUCUAGGCUCUUAAUAAAAAAUAAUUAAAAAGCAAGAUUCUUUUUGUCUUUUUUACUGCCCCACUCCAUGUAUCUUGCUGUAACCUUUGCUGACCUGCUUACAAAACAUUGCCUUUGUCAGCCGCGGGAUGAGCUGCUCUUGUUUUCAAGAGUUUGCUUUUCAAGGGGGGAGGGGAGUUCAAAGUGGGGUCAGAAGGAUGGCUGGGAUCUUUAAAGAGUAGUUGAACUUGACAGUCAACUUUAGACGUCUCAAAAGGUAGCGUGUGAUUUGUAAUACUGAUGAAUCUCUGGGUUGACCAAGUCCAGAACCUGAACUUGAAAAAGUAAUUUCGGGGUUGAUGUUGGGUUUAAAAAAAAAAAAAGGAGUGAUUCCGCCUUAAUUUAUUUGAAUAUAGGCUAUGACACUGCAUUCGAGAAGUUUAAUUACCUACCUUGACUUAUUAAAGCCUAAAGUUCAGCACUCAGUUUGACGUUGACCCAAGGUGACAUAAUCCCUUUAAGUAUCUUGUAAACAGUCCCCUUGCAAAAUGUCUUUAAUUGUGUCACCUCUGCGAUGCUUAAGUCACUUUGACUUAGCCUUGCUUUCUCCAUCGUGGCUUCACCUUUUACACAAAUUAACAUGGCUUUAUCCUCUGUAAUGAUGCAGUGAAGGUGCAGCUAAAGGUACUUUUUGAAGAUGCCUCUCAGCCCCCCUCCCGAAUCACAGUGCAGAGGUCUGCCAGCCCUUCCAGCUAAUACUCCACAAAUCCACUAAUCCAGACGCCUUUAAAAGAUCUCAAUGGCAGUCGGAUGGAAUCAUUAAAAGCUGGAAUAAUUAGCUUGGGAUCUUUGGAUGGGGGCUGAUUUGAAUUGAUGAGAUGGUGUGUGUGUGUGUUUGUGUGUGGUCUGGCAAAGUUCAUGCUCUGCUGGGCCUAGACUCAAUUUGAGGAGCAAUGGAGGAUGCAAUGGUCAAUUUCCCCUUGGAGGUUGAAUGGCUGAUUUAGCCUCCUUUCACUCUUUGGGAAUCUUCCUAUUUUGUUGCUUGAGGUGCGAAGGCUUCCAUACUGGUGGAAGGACACUGAGUGUACAAAAGCUAUACUGUUAAUUAGAGAGCCAUGUUGUGUGUUGCAGAAGCAGGUGUCCUCGUAGCUCAUGGCAGCUGGCAAACAUGUACAUUAGCAUUAGAUUAGUUUUAAGUGCACUGGUGACAGCGCUCUAAGCAGAUAGCUUGUAGGGAGUAAGGACCCCACCAGCCAGGGGUAGUGACAAGUGUGUGAAACAGGAUCACUUAAAGCUCUCGAAGGAGUACCUUUUUUGUGCAAAUAUCCCAAAGUUGGCUGUUGGCAUUGCUCACCCGUGCUUCACCCCCGAAUUGAAAAGCAUCAAUAUAGAGAUGCAAGUAGACCUUUUCUCGUUGAAAAUAGAACACAACACAACUGUCACCAUCCAAACAUUUAAGUGUGCAGUCAGUGUGUUAGAUCCCAAGUUAACCACUAUGAAAUGGUAAUGAUAAUGGUAAUGGUUUAAUUUCAUUUGAACAUGCAUCAGAUUACAAUUGAAUGCAUCACAUAAUCAGUUCACAGUUCCACAUGUCCAAAAGGAGUAGGAAGAAGCAAAGCUUAUUAAAUCCUACCCCUCCAUCUGGUACUUUUACAAUCAUUAACUGUUACAUUUGUUCACUUCCUGCUUUCCUAAUACAGUUUUUUUUUGUCACGUACCGAAGUACAAGGUGAUAUGAUCAUUAUGAUCAUACAAUAACAUAAUGGGUACC